Messenger RNA from Pan troglodytes (chimpanzee), 3477 nucleotides. RefSeq names its product putative POM121-like protein 1-like. Bases 574 to 1965 code for a protein of 463 amino acids. NCBI's taxonomy places the organism in Eukaryota, Metazoa, Chordata, Mammalia, Primates, Hominidae. The record is from RefSeq and is a predicted model, not a curated record. The transcript has a single exon.
GCUGGCUUAGCCUUUGGCCGAGUUGGCAGCUGGACGAGGACGCUCAGAGCCCAGCUCUCGAGAGUUCAAGCAUCCGACGGUUCCCCACUGCUCCCAGGAGCGGUUACCCGGGCACUCUGUGCCCCUCAUUCCUGUUUGGGCCAAGGCCGAGGACCUGCGAGUAGGGCUCAGUUGCCUGGAGCCCCUUCAGCCCAUCCCCCAGUUCACUUUGCUUGUGGGAUCUCCCCAUUGCUCCUGCCCCUGGACUGAGUGUCAGGCCAUCCUACAAGCACCCGGACACUCGACAUCAGUGGUGUCAAGACAACUCUAAGAAGGUUUUCCGUCAUCCUGCAAGACCUGUGUUCCAUCCUGGUGAUUCUGCCUUCAAUUUCACUGCAAAGGUACCACAGUAAGCCAGUGCUGUGUGCUCCGAGUUCCAGGGCAUCCCCCAGCUCAGCCACUACACUGAGCACAAGGACUCUGUGGGGCCCAGGAGCAGGUAGUCACCCCUUUGGGGUCCACAACACCCGGCUGUCCCCAGACUUGUUUCCAGGGAAGAUAGUGUUGAGGGCCCUCAAGGAGAGCGGGGCAGGGAUGCCUGAGCAGGACAAGGACCCUAGAGUCCAAGAGAAUCCUGAUGGUCCGAGAAGAGUCCCCGAGGUCACCGGGGAUGCACGGUCUGCAUUUUGGCCCCUGCGGGACACUGGAGUCCUCUUUCCCUUUGUGCCCAGUCCCGGGCCUCUGCAGACAUACCUCCACGCCCAGAGGUCAGAAAUCAGAUACAACCAGACAUCCCAGACCACCUGGACGAGCUCGUGCACCAACCAAAAUGCCAUCUCCAGCUCCUACAGCUCCGCGGGAGGCUUGCUGGGGCUAAAGUGGAGGAGGGGGCCAGCAGAGCAAAAGAGCGGGGCAGGGAUGCCUGAGCAGGACAAGGACCCCAGAGUCCAAGAAAAUCCUGAUGAUCAGAGAACGGUCCCCGAGGUCACCGGGGAUGCACGGUCUACAGUUCGGCCCCUGCGGGACAAUGGAGGCCUCUCUCCCUUUGUGCCCAGGCCCAGGCCUCUGCAGACAGACCUCCAUGCCCAGAGCUCAGAAAUCAGAUAUAACCAGACAUCCCAGACCUCCUGGACGAGCUCGAGCACCAAACGAAAUGCCAUCUCCAGCUCCUACAGCUCCACGGGAGGCUUGCCGGGGCUAAAGCAGAGGAGGGGGCCAGCCUCAUCCCGCUGCCAGCUGACCCUCAGUUACUCAAAGACAGUGAGUGAGGACAGGCCUCAGGCUGUCUCUUCAGGUCACACACGGUGUGAAAAGGCGGCAGAUACAGCACCAGGGCAGACACUCGCCCCAAGGGGUGGCUCCCCCAGAUCCCAGGCCUCUAGGCCCCGUAGACGCAAGAUUGCCCUGCUGCCACGCAGGCAAGGGGAGCCUUUAAUGCUGCCACCUCCCUUAGAGCUGGGGUACCGGGUCACGGCUGAACACCUGCACCUGGAAAAAGAGGCGGCAUUCCAGCGGAUCAACAGCACGCUGCAGGUUGAGGACAAGGCCAUCUCAGACUGCAGACCCUCACGGCCUUCCCACACUCUGUCCUCACUUGCAACAGGGGCUUCUGGUGGGCCUCCCGUUUCUAAAGCACCCACUAUGGAUGCACAGCAGGACAGACCCAAGUCCCAAGACUGCCUGGGCCUAGUGGCCCCCCUUGCAUCUGCUGCAGAGGUCCCCUCUACAGCUCCCGUGUCUGGGAAGAAGCACAGACCACCAGGACCCCUGUUCUCCUCCUCAGAUCCCCUUCCUGCCACCUCUUCCCACUCCCGGGACUCAGCCCAGGUCACCUCGCUGAUUCCUGCCCCCUUCCCAGCUGCAAGCAGGGAUGCCGGCAUGAGAAGAAUGUUUUGUGUUCGAAAUUGUUUGAGGGGUUUGGGUUUAUUUUUGUUGGUUUUUUUUUUUUUUUUUUUUUUGCUUACAUGGGCAUCCUUCAGCUUCUAAUAAUCUGAAAAAUUCUAUUUACCCAUUGUCAAUGUGUAUAAAUUAAUCUGAGUCAAUUUUAUACAAUAAAAGGUGAACUUUUAUGCAUGAAACAAUAAUUUAACAAAAAAUGUACUGGAAGAAGAAUGUUCAUUACAAAUAUAGGAAACAUAAAUAUUACCAAAUAUUGGCAAGCACUAAAAUGUUCAGAAAUAUAAGUCUAUUACAGUUAUAGCUCUCUCAAGCAAAAAAAUAGUAGAGAAAAACUUAGUUUACCUUAGGGGCUAUUUAUUUACUUAGAGAUUUGUUAAAAGGUCAAAUGGGGUCACACAGAAUACUAAGAAGAGCUGUUCACCCAGGCCUCACUAAGAACUCUUCUUCAUUCAGUAGCUAUAUGGUAAUAUGACAACUGCUCCUACGACCCAAAGAGGAACUACAGCAACUACUCUUUAGCAUCUGUUGCUCCCAACUCUGCUUUGCAAUUAUAUGACUCAAGCAUUCUGGCUCCAUUAACUAUUACUGCUGUUACUCCCAAUUAAAUUCCCUCUAAAAAAUAAAAAUUUUUAAAGCUGCAAUUUAAGCUUUCUGCUGCCUCAUGACUUCAAUUCCAUCAGAGUUAUGCAUUGUUUCCUCUGUACAUCUUUGCUCUGCUUCCAUUGCUAAUUCCCUAGUAAAGUGUUGUAUAUUCAAAGUUCCAAAGAAACAGAAUAUCCAAGACAUCACCAAUCAUCCAAAACACAGUGUAGGAGGCCACAGUUAAGAGAAGCAAGACCAUUAGCUCUUUUUAUAGGCUCGAGAACAACAGGAUGCUUUGGUCCUGUAUCAGCAGGAUGCUUUUCGGGUAGAUCCUACUGCCACCCUACUAUCGGGUAGAUCCUACUGCCACCCUAGCUAUGGGCACGUGUCAGAAUCCCAUGUCAUAAAGUAGACAAAAGGAAACCACCACGAGUAUAAACUAAGAAAAGCACUCCAAGGUUUCUAAGAAUGGAGCUGUAUAACUCACUUUGCCCCAUUUGUUACUUCUCCACGGUACUUACCACCACCUAUUACAUAUAUUUUGUUUAUAGUCAGUCUUCCCUCAUUAGAAUGAAAGUUCCGUGAGGAUAGGACUAUACAGUCAGCCCUCAGUAUCCAUGGGGGACUAGUUUCAGGAUCUCCUGAGGAUAACAAAGGAUACUCAAGUCCCUGAUAUAAAAUGACAUAGUAUUUGCACAUCACCUUUGCACAUCCUCCCAUAUACUUCAUAUCAACUCUAGAUCACUCAUAAUAACCGAUGUAAAUGUCAUGCAAAUAGUUAUUGUACUAUAUUGUGUAAGGAAUAAGGAGAAGAAAAAAGUCUGUACAUGUUCAGUACAGACGCAAUUUCUUUUUCCAAUAUUUCCAAUCCUUGGUUGGCUUAAUAAACAGAUGUAGAACCCAGGAAUAAGUUCUGGUGUCCUAUUGCAUAGUAGGAUGAGUAUAGUUAACAAUAACGUAUCAUAUAUUUGAAAAUAGCCAGAAGAGUAGAUUUUGAAUUUUCUCCCUACAGAAAAA